Molecule: messenger RNA, 1096 nt
Organism: Aphis gossypii (cotton aphid)
Lineage: Eukaryota; Metazoa; Arthropoda; Insecta; Hemiptera; Aphididae
Exons: 2
Coding region: 493-984 (163 amino acids)
Source: RefSeq, a predicted model, not a curated record
CGACACAAGAUACACCCUGUAUAUAAGUAGGUAGGUUAAUAGCAUAGAAUAAUAUUAGGUACUAUUAUUAAUUAUUACUAUAUUACUAUAUAAUAUUAUGGUUAAUUGAUAAAUAAGUAGUAAUCAGAGAUACACUAUGCUGUAGACAGUGCCUACAGGAAUUAAAUAAAAAAUUACAGUUGGUACAUUCUAGCCCAUAACUGUUUUUAUCUUCCCACCUUUACACUAUAGAUACGUACAUUGUCUGACCAGACUGACCACGUCGUGUCCUAACCUUACUUUCGGUACCAGUAUUAUAUUUUACGUAAACUUCGCAACAGUAGUCUUGCAAACGCGAGUUACGGGUUAUUAAGUAUUCCAUUUUGUCGUUUGAAGUCGGAUAGGUAUUAAAAUACUACGAUAGGUAGUGGAUUUUAUGUCAGAUAAGAUAACUACCAUCAAAGCCAUCGUUGAAUUUAAAGUAUUUCAGAAUAAACUGCAGAUAUUGUUAUUAUGCCGUUACCUUCAUCGCCAAGUGACGAUUUGAGUCAAUCGCCAUCUAAAAACCAUUCAGAUGAACAGCAAGAGACAAUUCACACCGAGAACCAAGAGAACAACAAUAGUUCCAACGAUGGUAGAGACGGGUUGUCGUUGGACAUGUGGCGCACGUGCCCGGUGUCCUUGAUCCGAUCCAAUCCGUCAAUGCGCGUUGUUUAUGAUAGGGGUUUUUUAAAUGGAUUUUACAGAGACAACUUGAAGCAAUCUGCAAUGGAUUCAUCGCCGACAGAAUCAACAAAAACUGCAGAAAAUGUUUUACCCGGAGGCGCCAAGUUUGAGUCGUCGUCAGAAACGGGAGGGGUGACUGAUUUUGCAAUCCAUUUGGCGGUCGACUCUGCAUUUUACAACGCUAUUGAGACGGCUUUGGACAGCGCAGUGGAGGUCGCGGAAAUCUCGAAGCUAGGUGCCUUUCAGGCCCAAGCUAUAUCUCAAUAUAGACGGUCCUAAUAUGAAUUCAUACCUUAUAUAUAAUUAUUAUAAUAUAGAUAUAUAAAUAUAUAAUUUGUAUAGUACAAUUGUACCGCAACCUCAAUUAUAUUAUUAUAUUAUAUUAUAAAAC